Chondrus crispus (carragheen) is the source of this 2663-nucleotide messenger RNA. RefSeq lists its product as hypothetical. Gene Ontology annotation, cellular component: COG complex; membrane. Gene Ontology annotation, biological process: Golgi organization; protein transport; intra-Golgi vesicle-mediated transport. The transcript has 2 exons. The coding region runs from base 1 to 2421 and encodes 806 amino acids. The record is from RefSeq and is a predicted model, not a curated record. Lineage: Eukaryota; Rhodophyta; Florideophyceae; Gigartinales; Gigartinaceae.
AUGGGCGCCUCGUCGUCUGAAUCCAAGUCCUUGUCGUUCAAUCCAGCAGACCUUAUCUCAUCAUCCUUCACUCCUCAAUCCUUUAUUGCCUCAGUGCGCGUGCAUGCUCCCCUUCGCGUAGUGCGUGAUGAUUUGCGCUCUCACAUGUCAUCUCUGCAAGCCGAAUUGGUCAGCUGCGUGCAACGAGACUUUCACACAUUCACUUCCUUCGGCCCGGCAAUUGCAGACGCGGACGCUCUUUCCGAUGCAGCCUCGAAACCUCUCCUUACUUUGCGUCGCGAUUUGGCUGCGCUUCUCAGUUCAUUGAAUGAUCAGAUCUCGAGCUUGGAUAGAACGCUUGUAGCGCGUCGUGAGGCUGCAUCGAAAACCAGCGCACUACGCACUCUCACCGGCGCCAAUGACUUGUUGCUGAAGUGUGAGCGUUUGCUUAGAGAGUAUGCACCCAUGGCGAGCAAACCAAGCGAGGAGGGGUUGCGUCUAGUUGAAAGGAUUGCCGGCGAAGCUGCACAACUCUCUUUCGUACUCAGUCGUGCGAUCAAUGGUGCAUUCUUGAGCUCUAUUUCUGUUCGCAUAUCAGCUAUCCGCCGCGGUGUACGAACCUGUCUUGAAGCUUGGCUCCGUCGCGCGCUCUUCCCAAAAGCAGCGAAAAAGACAGAGUCUGUCUACAAUAUUGAAAUACUGAGUCGUGUGCUUGCUAUGUACGUAGUAUCGGGUAUGACUGCUGCGGCAGAAGCUUUUUUCCGUCGUGAAAUCGUUUCACCAUUCACCGCUCAACAUCUCCGAAUGACACCAAUGCUAGCAGUUGCGGAAAAAAACAGGAAGCGGGCCACCGCACAGGCUCCCCGUGGGAAGCUCUCCAAGGAUAAACCUGAAGCGGAUGGAUCGCAGCAGAUUUCUGUGACAGCUGCGGAUGCAUUGGAAGCUGCCGAAGCGGAAGUUAUAAACUUUCUUGGAGAAAAGGUAAUGCCGAUUGUCAGUCUUUGUGAGGCUGAGGAGCGCUUAAGAGCAAAGCUAGACUUUGUGGGGCGGGCAGUAUGGCCUCAAAUUCAAAACGCAAUAUCAUCUCAUAUGUCGGCUGCCUUUUCCCCAGGUAUACCGGACGUGUUUCAUCAAAGCGUGCUCGCAGGGAAUAGGUUGUACGCUGCCAUUGAAGCAGGUGUUGGGAGCGAACUGCAUCGUAAUGAGUUGCGCAAAUCUGCACCGACCCAAGACUUCUGGAAGCACUGGAAUUUGCCAGUGUACUUCCAGCUUCGCUUUCAGGAAGUAACAAGCAAGUUUGACCAGCAUCUCAGCGAGGGUCCUGCUCCGCUGGCAGGUUCUCCUUUCGCUACGAAUGACAAGAGCGAUUCCGGUUCAAGGCUUUUGAGGACGGAUGUGUAUCGGGCAAUACCAACGGCUAGUCUGGUCGCAUCCCUGCGACGCUGUUGGUCUCAAGAUGUAUUUUUACCCUCUCUAACUCAUCGGUUCUUGCGCCUGUCGCUCCAGCUCCUAGCGCGAUACUCCACGUGGGUUCGCACUGGCCUGGCUGGCGAAUGGACUUCGUCUGACGCACUUCCAAAGGGGGCAGCUCGAGUAUUCUACGACAUUACUCUUGUGCAAAAACGCAUUCCAGCCGAGCUUUCUUCUGUUUUGCGCUUGCGAGCAUCUUCAAUCUCCUCAGAAGUUCUUGACAGUCUGGACAGUGCAUUCUCAGAUGCUUGCGACAGCUACUCUUCCCUUCUCCCGGAGCUUUCACGCUCGAUAUCAGACUCUCUCGCCAAGAGCUGUGUGGAGAAUCUCCAGCCCUUGCGGGGUAUCCUUGCAACCUACCGAAUGUCCUCCAAGCAGGCACCGAAUACCCACUCUACCUUCGUUCCAAAAAUCCUGCGGCCUUUAAAAAUAUUCACGAAGGAAUACGAAGAUGCGAUUGAACUAGUGGAGCGAACUAAGAUUGCGACAGUGGUGUGCGAACAGACAUCCAUGGAGUAUUUUAACAUGGCGACAGACCUACUGCAACGGAACAAGAGCAGUGAAGCUACAUUGCGCCGACUCAACAUAGGUCGAAGCGGGACUUCAACUGGGUCUGGUUCCGCGAUGAGUGUCAUAGAAAAAAUUUCAAUGCAACUGUACCUUGAUGUCGCUAAGUUUAUGGAUGAUAUCAGGGGCUUCGGUGUUUCCACAGAUCAAGUCCCAAGCCUCGCGUGCCUGUGGAAUAGUGUGAAGAGAGUGGAAACAGCUGAAGCUGGUAAUAUCAACGCCCCUUCCGCUACAACAUCACCGCCAGAUACCAAACCCGAGGAGGACACGGACUCAUCCGCUACUGAGCAACAGCUUGCGGUCCCAACUCAAUCUGAUGCGGGAGCUGUCGAAGAUGACGUCGAAAGAAGAGCUGGAUCAACAUUUGAGGAGGAAGUGAAGGAUGCCGAGACCGACUUAACAUAACAGAUUGCGAUGUACAGGUGGCGUUGGUUAAAGACAUUGGAUGAGUAAAUCAUCACUUCGGUCUCGUCUUGGUCGGCUGAAGUUGGGCUCCGAGCCUUUCAUGGAUGUAGGAAUCCUAGAACGCCUGCGAUGUCUGAUGCACUACGAAACGAUUGCCGUCGCAGUGGCUUGAGAACCGACCCCGGAGGACUCCUUACGAGAAGGUAAGCAAAGGCUGUCAAUAAAAUGCUCUCUCUUCGCUU